UCGUUAUAUUUUCUUCCCUUUUUUAUUUUCGUUAUUAAUUUCUCUCAUUCUCCCUCCUUACUCUUCCUCGUGAAUAUUCUUACCUUCUCUCCCUCUCUCUCUCUCAUGUUUUCUGCGCUUAUCAUUACAUAUUUACAAUCAUAAUUUCAAAUUCCACUUCCUCGAUCUACAUUCCCUUCAUUUGCUAGGGUUUCUAUUCAAUUCGAUCUUCCGCCAUUGCAGAAUAAUUCAUUAUGGGGACGUCUUUGCUCAUCUUCAAAAUCAACAUUGCAUUAUAAUUCAUUGCAUUGGAAUCAUUAUUUAAGGAGUUUUUCUUCCAAUGAAUGGGCGAUGACCUGGAAAAGGACACAAAAAUGGAAGUUAGAUUGGAUGGUUUUCCGCAGGUGAGGUAUGGUAAGAUUCCGGUGCUGCCUGUGGUUGAAAGAACAAGACUUAAUGGCUGUUUUGUCAAGGUUUGUUCCAGCAUUGUCUUGUGGACCGUUGUAUUUCAGCUUCUUGUCUAUGGAGUGCUAUGGCAUCCUCAUUUCCUCAAUAAUUUCUCCCAUAAAUUGUAUCCUGUGACUGCCGUUCUUCCGUCUCCUCCACCUCCUCCUCCAAGAAACUACACAAGUAAUGGUUUUCUGAGAGUAACUUGCAAUGGAGGCUUAAAUCAAAUGCGUGCUGCGAUAUGUGACAUGGUGACAGUUGCUCGGUUCUUAAACCUUACUUUGGUUGUCCCAGAUCUAGAUAAGACAUCCUUUUGGGCAGAUACAAGCGACUUUGAGGACAUCUUUGAUAUGAGACAUUUCAUUGAUUCCCUAAGGGAUGAGGUCCGGAUCAUUAAGAGGCUACCAAAAAGGUACGGGAAGAAGUUUGGAUUCAAUCCGCUGGUUAUGCAACCUAUUAGCUGGUCCAGUGAAAAGUAUUAUUUUCAACAGAUUCUGCCACUUUUUGAGAAGCAUAGAGUCAUACAUUUUAAUAAAACAGAUGCACGUUUAGCAAACAAUGGACUUCCUCUUGAAAUUCAGAGACUCAGGUGCCGUGUUAAUUUUCAGGCUUUGAAAUUCGCUCCUAAAAUUGAGGCUCUGGGAAAGAAAUUGAUCCGUCUACUUCAAGCAAAGGGACAUUUCGUUGCGUUGCAUCUGAGAUAUGAGAUGGACAUGCUAGCUUUCUCAGGAUGUAAUCAUGGCUGCAGUGAGGCGGAAGCUAAGGAGCUCAAGCGGAUGAGGUAUACAUACCCAUGGUGGAGAGAUAAGGAAAUCAACUCUGUGGAGAAGAGGACUCAAGGUUUAUGUCCUCUUACACCGGAGGAAAUAACUUUAAUUCUACAGGCGCUGAAUUUUGGUAACAACACCCAAAUAUACAUUGCUUCUGGAGAAAUUUAUGGUAGCGAAAGAAGACUUGCAGCUCUGCGUGCUGCAUUUCCUAGUAUUAUUAAAAAGGAUAUGCUACUUGAUCCGAAUGAUUUGCGGCAGUUCCGUAAUCAUUCUUCUCAAAUGGCAGCAUUAGAUUUUUUAGUUUCUGUUGCCAGUGAUAUAUUUGUUCCAACUUAUGAUGGAAACAUGGCAAGGCUAGUUGAAGGUCAUCGCAGGUAUCACGGUUUCAAGAAAACCAUUUUAUUGGAUCGGAAAAGACUUGUUGAGUUAAUUGAUUUAUAUCAGAAUGGGACGCGUUCAUGGGAUUAUUUUGCAGCUACCGUCAAGAUGAUACAUGCUAACCGGUCAGGUCAACACAUACACAGGAAUGUUAUUCCGGAUAAACCAAAGGAGGAGGAUUAUUUUUAUGCCAAUCCCCUGGAGUGCUUGUGCCAAGAUCCUUAUUGCAACGAUUAUAUUGUCUCUCGUAACAGCAGUGUUUUACAUUGAAGGUUUUACGAUAAUCUUUCCCUAGUGUAUCUUACGCAAUUAACAAGCUCGAGCCAGUUCAUAAGGUCCCAAUGGAUAAGUUAUCAAAAACCUAUGGUCUGCUAAUUUUGAAAAGCUUUGAAUGAAUGGCCCACUGAUGUGAAGAUGUCUCGUAAGUUGACAAGUGAAGUACGAGCAGAGAAACAUGAAUUCUCUUUUGUGCAAGUAGUUGUCAUGCUUGCUGCCGCAGGUGGAUUUAGUCUCCAUGAAAUAUUGGAGAUUGUCUCACCAUGAUACAUUAGCUUGAUACUUGAUAGUAUUGUUGGGCAUAGAUUGUCCGUGAAGUUAGACUAGGCAUAAAUUAGUUUCAUUCUGCAAAAGCAGUUUGAUCUCUCAUUUCAACAUCUUUCUUUACCCCCAACUUAGCUUUAGCCGUGCAGUAGAUUUAUACAUCUUUUUGCCCCCUCCCUUUUCUCUUUGUUUUGUAAAGUGUAAUUCAUUUUUCAAAUCAAUCAAACGCCAUACAAGACCAUUUGAAAUCUAAGUUUAUUCUGGGAAUAAUUUUCUCUGUUGAAGUUAUGGUCAGAUAUAUGAUAAUUGUUCAUGACUGAGAAGGGCCAUUUUUGCCAUAAUCGCCUGACGAGCAGUUGUUGUAGUAACAAUGAAUACAG
Messenger RNA from Amaranthus tricolor (Joseph's coat), 2494 nucleotides. Its product is annotated as rhamnogalacturonan I rhamnosyltransferase 1-like. NCBI's taxonomy places the organism in Eukaryota, Viridiplantae, Streptophyta, Magnoliopsida, Caryophyllales, Amaranthaceae. The transcript is spliced from 8 exons. Gene Ontology annotation, cellular component: chloroplast; cytoplasm. The coding region runs from base 324 to 1844 and encodes 506 amino acids. The record is from RefSeq and is a predicted model, not a curated record.